CACCUAAUGGACAAGCAUGAGUUUAAACCAAGAAGCACUACAUGGAUGGAUGCGUCUCAUGUCGUUCCAGAAUAUCAACCCUCAGAUUCUUCACUCUGAUUGUUGUUAUUGGAUUCUAUUUUUCAGAGCAGAGCCCUGAAGACACGCUCACACAAGGCAGUCUACUGUAGUCCGACCCCGAAAGCAUCACUGCUGCCAUGCACAGGCUCAUUUCCAUUGCCCUGCUAUUCCUGGGUGCCAGUUUGGCUGCUUCCCUCUUCCUUCCUGACUCCCUGGAGCUGAGGCAGAUAAUGCAACGCUACCAGGACGAGCUGGAGCCCAACAGCACAAAAGCCGAUGCGCCUUUACGCACUCGCAGAGCCAUUGGGUGGUCGGACAGGGAGGAGAUCCUGCAACUGCACAACAAGCUGAGAGGAGAGGUGUACCCGACCGCCUCCAACAUGGAGUACAUGGUUUGGGACGAUGAACUGGAGAAGUCAGCGACCUACUGGGCGGAACAGUGCCAGUGGGAACAUGGACCUAAAGAUCUACUGAUGUCCAUCGGGCAGAACCUAGCCGUGCACUGGGGAAGGUACCGCUCUCCGGCCUACCAUGUGCAGGCCUGGUACGAUGAGGUGAAGGACUACACCUACCCUUACCCGCAUGAGUGCAACCCCUGGUGCCCUGAGCGCUGCUCUGGACCCAUGUGCACCCACUACACACAAGUGGUCUGGGCCACAACCAACCGUGUUGGCUGUGCUGUACACUUGUGUCCGCGUAUGAACGUAUGGGGAGAAAUCUGGGAGAACUCCGUCUAUCUCGUCUGCAACUACUCACCCAAGGGAAACUGGAUCGGGGAAGCCCCCUACCAACAUGGCCGCCCCUGUUCCCAGUGCCCACCAAGCUAUGGAGGAAGCUGCAGAGACAACCUCUGCUACAAGGGAGACCCUGAACGUCACGAGCCUCCAGAUACGAAUGAGGUGGAGAAGCAGCAGGAGCCAGUACAGCCUCGAACUACUCCAACUAAGCCUCAGCCCAAACCCUCUUCCCCCAAAAAACCUGCAAAUGCCAAUCCUUCCUCAACCAAGACUACAAGAACAACCUAUCUAGCACAAAAUAUUAAGUGUGAGACAAGAAUGAGGGACAAAUGUAAAGGAGCGACCUGCAACAGGUACAACUGCCCAGCAAACUGCUUAAAUAAAAAGGGGAAAGUGUGGGGAACAUUGUCUUAUGAUGUUCAAUCAAGUAUUUGCCGUGCUGCUAUCCACUAUGGAAUAAUUGACAACAAUGGAGGCCUUGUGGAUGUCACAAGAAAAGACAACUUCCCAUUCUUUGUAAAGGCAACCAAGAAUGGCGUAGAGUCAUUCAGUAAAUACAAACCUGGCAAUGCAUUUACAGUGUCGAGAGUGGAAGAGCAAACAAUAGACUGCUACACGACAGUGGCUGAGAUUUGUCCCUUCAAGUCGUCUGCCUCUCAUUGUCCAAGAGUCUUCUGCCCAGCUAACUGCAUAAACGAACCUUCAUAUUGGGCUCCAGUGGUCGGCACCAACAUUUACGGUGAUGGCUCCAGUAUCUGCCGAGCAGCUCUCCACGCUGGAGUGAUCAAAGCCAGCGGCGGAAUAUCUUUUAUAUGA
Molecule: messenger RNA, 1613 nt
Organism: Sinocyclocheilus rhinocerous
Lineage: Eukaryota; Metazoa; Chordata; Actinopteri; Cypriniformes; Cyprinidae
Product: cysteine-rich secretory protein LCCL domain-containing 2-like
Exons: 14
Coding region: 198-1613 (471 amino acids)
Cellular component (GO): extracellular region
Source: RefSeq, a predicted model, not a curated record